Gorilla gorilla gorilla (western lowland gorilla) is the source of this 3426-nucleotide messenger RNA. It is a transcript of the gene KIF2A, whose product is annotated as kinesin family member 2A. Gene Ontology annotation, cellular component: microtubule. The record is from RefSeq and is a predicted model, not a curated record. Gene Ontology annotation, biological process: microtubule-based movement; microtubule depolymerization. Gene Ontology annotation, molecular function: microtubule motor activity; ATP binding; microtubule binding. Bases 375 to 2609 code for a protein of 744 amino acids. NCBI's taxonomy places the organism in Eukaryota, Metazoa, Chordata, Mammalia, Primates, Hominidae. The transcript is spliced from 21 exons.
GAGGCCAGCCGAAGAGGAAGAGGAGACGCCGGAGGCGCGCUCUGCGCAGGCGCGCGGCGCCCCGCCUCCCUAGCGUCGGCUCCCCGGCGGGCGGUGCGGGCCCUCCCACUCUACCCCGCGCCGUCUCACGGCCCCGGCCCUAGCUUCACCCCGACUACCCGGCGUGCGCGUCCUCCUGCCGGCCUGCAGGCCCGGGGCCUCCGCCUGCUUCCCCACAGCUGCUCCUUGCGGCCCCGCUCGCGUUCACGCUGUCGCCCGGGCCGGCGCGGCCGCGGGCAACCGCUCCCCCUCCCACACCUACCCCGCCCCCUCCCCGCCUUUUCCGCCCUCCGGUCCCCCUCCCUCGGCCCGCUGCUGCUGCUCCAGAUGAGGUGAUGGCAACGGCCAACUUCGGCAAGAUCCAGAUCGGGAUUUACGUGGAGAUCAAGCGCAGCGAUGGCCGAAUACAUCAAGCAAUGGUAACAUCUUUAAAUGAAGAUAAUGAAAGUGUAACUGUUGAAUGGAUAGAAAAUGGAGAUACAAAAGGCAAAGAGAUUGACCUGGAGAGCAUCUUUUCACUUAACCCUGACCUUGUUCCUGAUGAAGAAAUUGAACCCAGUCCAGAAACACCUCCACCUCCAGCAUCCUCAGCCAAAGUAAACAAAAUUGUAAAGAAUCGACGGACUGUAGCUUCUAUUAAGAAUGACCCUCCUCCAAGAGAUAAUAGAGUGGUUGGUUCAGCACGUGCACGGCCCAGUCAAUUUCCUGAACAGUCUUCUUCUGCACAACAGAAUGGUAGUGUUUCAGAUAUAUCUCCAGUUCAAGCUGCAAAAAAGGAAUUUGGACCCCCUUCACGUAGAAAAUCUAAUUGUGUGAAAGAAGUAGAAAAACUGCAAGAAAAACGAGAGAAAAGGAGAUUGCAACAGCAAGAACUUAGAGAAAAAAGAGCCCAGGACGUUGAUGCUACAAACCCAAAUUAUGAAAUUAUGUGUAUGAUCAGAGACUUUAGAGGAAGUUUGGAUUAUAGACCAUUAACAACAGCAGAUCCUAUUGAUGAACAUAGGAUAUGUGUGUGUGUAAGAAAACGACCACUCAAUAAAAAAGAAACUCAAAUGAAAGAUCUUGAUGUAAUCACAAUUCCUAGUAAAGAUGUUGUGAUGGUACAUGAACCAAAACAAAAAGUAGAUUUAACAAGGUACCUAGAAAACCAAACAUUUCGUUUUGAUUAUGCCUUUGAUGACUCAGCUCCUAAUGAAAUGGUUUACAGGUUUACUGCUAGACCACUAGUGGAAACUAUAUUUGAAAGGGGAAUGGCUACAUGCUUUGCUUAUGGGCAGACUGGAAGUGGAAAAACUCAUACUAUGGGUGGUGACUUUUCAGGAAAGAACCAAGAUUGUUCUAAAGGAAUUUAUGCAUUAGCAGCUCGAGAUGUCUUUUUAAUGCUAAAGAAGCCAAACUAUAAGAAGCUAGAACUUCAAGUAUAUGCAACCUUCUUUGAAAUUUAUAGUGGAAAGGUGUUUGACUUGCUAAACAGGAAAACAAAAUUAAGAGUUCUAGAAGAUGGAAAACAGCAGGUUCAAGUGGUGGGAUUACAGGAACGGGAGGUCAAAUGUGUUGAAGAUGUACUGAAACUCAUUGACAUAGGCAACAGUUGCAGAACAUCCGGUCAAACAUCUGCAAAUGCACAUUCAUCUCGGAGCCAUGCAGUGUUUCAGAUUAUUCUUAGAAGGAAAGGAAAACUACAUGGCAAAUUUUCUCUCAUUGAUUUGGCUGGAAAUGAAAGAGGAGCUGAUACUUCCAGUGCGGACAGGCAAACUAGGCUUGAAGGUGCUGAAAUUAAUAAAAGCCUUUUAGCACUCAAGGAGUGCAUCAGAGCCUUAGGUAGAAAUAAACCUCAUACUCCUUUCCGUGCAAGUAAACUCACUCAGGUGUUAAGAGAUUCUUUCAUAGGUGAAAACUCUCGUACCUGCAUGAUUGCCACAAUCUCUCCAGGAAUGGCAUCCUGUGAAAAUACUCUUAAUACAUUAAGAUAUGCAAAUAGAGUAAAGGAGUUUGGAAUUAGUCCAUCAGACAUUCCCUUCUCACAGGGUAGUGGCAGUCGCCCUGAUCUCUCUCCUUCUUAUGAAUAUGACGACUUUUCUCCUUCAGUUACCAGGGUCAAAGAAUUGACUGUAGAUCCAACUGCUGCUGGUGAUGUUCGUCCAAUAAUGCACCAUCCACCAAACCAGAUUGAUGACUUAGAGACACAGUGGGGUGUGGGGAGUUCCCCUCAGAGAGAUGAUCUAAAACUUCUUUGUGAACAAAAUGAAGAAGAAGUCUCUCCACAGUUGUUUACUUUCCACGAAGCUGUUUCACAAAUGGUAGAAAUGGAAGAACAAGUUGUAGAAGAUCACAGGGCAGUGUUCCAGGAAUCUAUUCGGUGGUUAGAAGAUGAAAAGGCCCUCUUAGAGAUGACUGAAGAAGUAGAUUAUGAUGUCGAUUCAUAUGCUACACAACUUGAAGCUAUUCUUGAGCAAAAAAUAGACAUUUUAACUGAACUGCGGGAUAAAGUGAAAUCUUUCCGUGCAGCUCUACAAGAGGAGGAACAAGCCAGCAAGCAAAUCAACCCGAAGAGACCCCGUGCCCUUUAAACCGGCAUUUGCUGCUAAAGGAUACCCAGAACCCUCACUACUGUAACAUACAACGGUUCAGCUGUAAGGGCCAUUUGAAAGUUUGGAAUUUUAAGUGUCUGUGGAAAAUGUUUUGUCCUUCACCUGAAUUACAUUUCAAUUUUGUGAAACACUCUUUUGUCUACAAAAUGCUUCUAGUCCAGGAGGCACAACCAAGAACUGGGAUUAAUGAAGCAUUUUGUUUCAUUUACACAAAUAGUGAUUUACUUUUGGAGAUCCUUGUCAGUUUUAUUUUCUAUUUGAUGAAGUAAGACUGUGGACUCAAUCCAGAGCCAGAUAGUAGGGGGAAGCCACAGCAUUUCCUUUUAACUCAGUUCAAUUUUUGUAGUGACACUGAGCAGUUUUAAAUCCUUUGCGUGCAUGCAUACCUCAUCAGUGAUUGUACAUACCUUGCCCACUCCUAGAGACAGCUGUGCUCAUCUUUUCCUGCUUUGUGCCUUGAUUAAGGCUACUGACCCUAAAUUUCUGAAGCACAGCCAAGAAAAAUUACAUUCCUUGUCAUUGUAAAUUACCUUUGUGUGUACAUUUUUACUGUAUUUGAGACAUUUUUUGUGUGUGACUAGUUAAUUUUGCAGGAUGUGCCAUAUCAUUGAACGGAACUAAAGUCUGUGACAGUGGAUAUAGCUGCUGGACCAUUCCAUCUUAUAUGUAAAGAAAUCUGGAAUUAUUAUUUUAAAACCAUAUAACAUGUGAUUAUAAUUUUUCUUAGCAUUUUCUUUGUAAAGAACUAAAAUAUAAACUAGUUGGUGUAUAAUAAAAAGUAAUGAAAUUCUGAGAA